CCUCAAGAAACGCCUCCACACAUUCACAAUGGCUUCACGACCUGUUGCUCGAGCUCUGCGCCAAACUGCCCGGCAAUUGGCCGCGCCCGCCGUCCAGAGGCGCACUUUCGUCUCGGCUCUGAGCGCUGCUCGAGCUGGUGCGGCAGCUACCCCCAAGGCCGCCGUUACCUCGACGUUCCAGCAGGCCCGCGGUAUCAAGACGAUUGACUUCGCCGGGACCAAGGAGACUGUUUAUGAGCGAGAGGAUUGGCCGAGGGAAAAGCUCUUGGACUACUUCAAGAAUGAUACCCUUGCCCUCAUCGGCUACGGCUCGCAGGGCCACGGCCAGGGUCUUAACCUCCGCGACAACGGCCUGAACGUCAUUAUCGGUGUGCGCAAGAACGGUGCCUCGUGGAAGGAGGCCGAGCAGGAUGGCUGGGCCCCUGGAAAGAACCUGUUCGACAUUGAUGAGGCUAUUGGCAAGGCUACCAUUGUCAUGAACCUGCUCUCGGAUGCUGCGCAGUCCGAGACCUGGCCCGCUAUCAAGCCGCUGCUGACCAAGGAGAAGACGCUCUACUUCUCCCACGGUUUCUCCCCGGUCUUCAAGGACCUCACCAAGGUCGACGUCCCCAAGGAUAUCGACGUCAUCCUCGUUGCCCCCAAGGGUUCCGGCCGUACCGUCCGCACUCUCUUCCGUGAGGGCCGUGGUAUCAACUCCUCCGUCGCCGUCUUCCAGGACGUGACCGGCAAGGCCAAGGAGAAGGCGGUCGCGCUGGGUGUUGCCGUCGGCUCCGGCUACCUCUACGAGACCACCUUCGAGAAGGAGGUGUACUCCGACCUCUAUGGCGAGCGUGGCUGCCUGAUGGGCGGCAUCCACGGCAUGUUCCUCGCCCAGUACGAGGUCCUCCGCGAGCGCGGCCACUCCCCGUCCGAGGCCUUCAACGAGACCGUCGAGGAGGCUACCCAGUCGCUGUACCCGCUCAUCGGCGCCAACGGCAUGGACUACAUGUAUGCGGCCUGCUCGACCACCGCCCGCCGCGGCGCCAUCGACUGGAGCAAGCGCUUCAAGGACACCCUGAAGCCCGUCUUCAACGACCUGUACGACUCCGUCAAGAACGGCACCGAGACUAAGCGAUCGCUCGAGUUCAACUCGCAGCCCGACUACCGCGAGAAGUACAAGAAGGAGUUGCAGGAGAUUGACAACCUGGAGAUCUGGCGGGCUGGCAAGGCUGUCCGCUCCCUGCGCCCGGAGAACCAGAAGUAGAUGGGCUGAGGGAGGGGAUGGUGGAGUGGAUUGUGUAGAUAUGGCUUUCCUCUAUCGGCACUUGGCGUCGGAACUUCUUCGAGCUUUUUGGCGCGGAUCGUUUGCUAUGGCUGAUUUCUUUGGUACUUACUACAGUCGAAAAGUCGGCCUUUCGAAAAGCAAAUGAUACCUUAUUUUGAC
This is a messenger RNA of Trematosphaeria pertusa, 1423 nucleotides long. RefSeq names its product ketol-acid reductoisomerase. Gene Ontology annotation, cellular component: mitochondrion. Gene Ontology annotation, molecular function: ketol-acid reductoisomerase activity. Bases 29 to 1243 code for a protein of 404 amino acids. The transcript is spliced from 4 exons. The record is from RefSeq and is a predicted model, not a curated record. Gene Ontology annotation, biological process: L-valine biosynthetic process. NCBI's taxonomy places the organism in Eukaryota, Fungi, Ascomycota, Dothideomycetes, Pleosporales, Trematosphaeriaceae.